UUUUAGUUCUUCAGAGGACAUGGAUGAAAAUGAAAGCAACCAGUCCCUGACCACAAGCAGCCAAUAUCCUAAAGAAGCAGUAAGAAAACGCCAAAAUUCAGCACGGAGUUCUGGCGCAAGCGAUUCUUCGAGGUUUUCCAGGAAGAGUUUCAAACUGGAUUACAGACUAGAGGAAGAUGUAACUAAAUCAAAGAAAGGAAAGGAUGGGAGAUUUGUUAACCCUUGGCCAACAUGGAAAAAUCCCUCUAUUCCAAAUGUUCUCAGAUGGCUGAUAAUGGAAAAAGAUCACAGCAGUGUUCCGGGUUCCAAAGAGGAACUUGAUAAAGAACUCCCAGUGCUUAAGCCAUAUUUUAUUGAUGACCGUGAAAAAGCUGGAGUGAGCGAAGCUGGCUUACGAGUCACGUGGCUGGGCCACGCAACGGUCAUGGUGGAAAUGGAUGAGCUCAUAUUUCUCACGGAUCCUGUCUUCAGCUCUCGUGCCUCACCGUUGCAGCACAUGGGUCCGAAGCGUUUUCGUCGGCCCCCGUGCACUAUAAGUGAACUCCCCAAGAUAGAUGCGGUCCUUAUCAGCCACAACCACUAUGACCACCUGGACUACAGUUCCGUCAUUGCUUUGAAUGAGCGAUUCGGGAAUGAGUUGAGAUGGUUUGUGCCUUUGGGUCUCCUUGACUGGAUGCAAAAAUGUGGCUGUGAGAAUGUGAUUGAGCUGGACUGGUGGGAGGAGAACUGUGUCCCCGGACAUGACAAGGUCACCUUUGUCUUUACACCUUCCCAGCACUGGUGUAAAAGGACUCUAAUGGAUGACAACAAGGUUCUGUGGGGCAGCUGGUCUGUCUUGGGGCCUUGGAAUCGAUUUUUUUUUGCAGGAGACACUGGUUAUUGCCCUGCUUUUGAAGAGAUAGGAAAAAGAUUUGGGCCUUUUGACCUUGCUGCUAUUCCCAUCGGAGCAUAUGAACCAAGGUGGUUUAUGAAAUACCAGCAUGUGGACCCCGAAGAAGCUGUAAGGAUUCACAUUGAUGUUCAAGCAAAGAAAUCUGUGGCAAUUCACUGGGGAACUUUUGCCUUAGCAAAUGAGCAUUACUUAGAGCCUCCAGUGAAACUGAGUGAGGCUCUAGAAAGAUAUGGACUUAAGACCGAAGAUUUUUUUGUCUUGAAGCAUGGAGAAUCAAGAUAUCUUAAUACUGUUGAAAACUGAAUAAAUAUGAGCACAGGAUCUUUUAAUGAAAAAGGCAUCAUCUGAUAUAUCUUUGAAAGACUAAGAAAUUCAUGAAUAUGAUUUUUCAAAUUUGGAAACGACUUCUACAAGUUUGUGUUUUAUGUUUUGUGUAAUAACUUGCUUACUAAUAUGAUUGCCAGUUCAUACAAACAAGAGUUCAGGGGUGGGUCAUUUAAGUAACCAAUUGGCUGCUAUGGAUUUUAAAUCAUGUCUGUAGUACAAGCAUUGCAGUGGGAUUUUUUUUUUUUUUUUUACUAAAGCAUUAUACUUUAGUGGUAGAAUUUUGAGGUUAUGAAAAACUGAUUUUAAAGACUCAUUUCUGUUCUUCUGUUCUUAAGGGCCUUCUACAAGGGGAGUCAAGGCUGUCUACCUACCUAGAUUUUUGUCAGAGGCCUGCACAUAUCAACACUUCUUAUAUUCACAUUAGAGUAAAUGAUGAAAUUGAUGCUCAAGUGCUUAUAGCAGCUCUUGCUCUAUCAAGGUUAGUUUGUGUGCCAAAUGUUAAGUGAUUUAUUUUUUUUAAGCAUAAAAAUACAGGAGUUUGGGCUAAGUUAUUUUUAAAGACUUAAUUUUUUAAAAGAGGGGAACAGUUUAUUCUAUUGCAUGUCUAUAAUCCCUAAAUCAAAAGCACUCUGAGCUGGGCAGAGGAAGAGAAAGAGUAUGCUAUGAGAAAAUAAUUUAUGCAAUUUUCUAUUUUUAAUCUAAAAGUCAGAUCUGCUAAGCACAAAUAUAGCUGCAAGGAAAUAUUUUACAAAGAUAAAUGCAGAUCUUAAGUGUUAAUAGACCAUAUACUUUGAAUUAAACUUUAUUGUCUCUAUAUACCAUUUUCUCAUCUGGUUUCUUAGCUCUAAAUAUAUCAAUGAGAUCUACAAAUAUUUUAUGUUUUACAUGAUUCAAAUGUCUUAUAUUUUUAUAUUAAAUGACCCCUAAGCAUGAUUCUUUUAUUAAGCCAGUGUGGAACGCUAGUAGUAAAAAAAAAA
Molecule: messenger RNA, 2196 nt
Organism: Ceratotherium simum simum (southern white rhinoceros)
Lineage: Eukaryota; Metazoa; Chordata; Mammalia; Perissodactyla; Rhinocerotidae
Source: RefSeq, a predicted model, not a curated record